CCCCCGCGCCCCUCCUCCUACCCCUCCUCCGCGGCCCGCCUGUCCCUCCUCCCGCCGCCUCCCUCCUCCCUCCUCCCUCCCUCUCUAAGACAUCCCCGCACGGCCCGGCCGCCGCGGCCACCUUCCCUGCCGGAGCUGCAGAUGUGGCGGAGCGGCCGGGCGCCGGGCGGCCGUGCCAGGGGAGCCUGCGCCCCGUGAGCCUCGGGCCCUGGCCCCCGCCCGCCCGGCCCCCUCCCCCGCUCGCUCUCCCGCCGCCCCCAGACCGCCGGAGCCCGCAGCCGGGAGCCCGACCGCCCCCGCCGCCGAGGUUCCUGCCUGAAUACCAGCUUGGGAGCCCCUCGCUGCCUGCUACCGCCCCCACCCCCCAGCCCCCAUCAACAUGCACUCCUUGGACGAGCCGCUCGACCUGAAGCUGAGCAUCACGAAGCUCCGGGCGGCGAGAGAGAAGCGGGAGAGGACACUGAGUGCAGUCCGGCACCGAGCUCUGCACAGGGAGCUCGGCCUAGUGGAUGACAGCCCCACCCCGGGCUCCCCGGGCUCCCCGCCCUCAGGCUUCCUGCUGAACCCCAAGUUCCCCGAGAAGGUAGAGGGACGCUUUUCAGCAGCCCCCCUGGUGGACCUCAGCUUGUCGCCGCCAUCUGGGCUGGACUCGCCCAAUGGCAGCAGCUCGCUGUCCCCUGAGCGCCAGGGCAAUGGGGACCUGCCUGCAGUGCCCACCGGCCCGGACCUCCAGCCGCUGCGCUACCUGGACAGUGUCCCCAGCUCCUUCCAGUUCUUCCUGCCCCUAGGCUCUGGGGGGGCCCUGCACCUGCCUGCUUCCUCCUUCCUCACCCCCCCCAAGGACAAGUGCCUCUCGCCAGAGCUGCCCCUGCCCAAGCAGCUGGUGUGUCGCUGGGCCAAGUGUAACCAGCCCUUCGAGCUCCUACAAGACCUGGUGGACCACGUCAACGACUACCACGUCAAGCCCGAAAAGGAUGCAGGCUACUGCUGCCACUGGGAGGGCUGUGCCCGCCAUGGGCGCGGCUUCAACGCCAGCAGAUACAAGAUGCUCAUCCACAUCCGCACACACACCAAUGAGAAGCCGCACCGCUGCCCCACCUGCAGCAAGAGCUUCUCCCGCCUGGAGAACCUGAAGAUCCACAACCGGUCACACACAGGCGAGAAGCCCUACGUGUGCCCCUACGAGGGCUGCAACAAGCGCUACUCCAACUCCAGUGACCGCUUCAAGCACACGCGUACCCACUACGUGGACAAGCCCUACUACUGCAAGAUGCCCGGCUGCCACAAGCGCUACACGGACCCCAGCUCGCUGCGCAAACAUAUCAAGGCCCACGGCCACUUCGUGUCGCACGAGCAGCAAGAGCUGCUGCAACUUCGCCCGCCCCCCAAACCACCGCUGCCCGCCCCUGAUGGCAGCCCCUACGUCAGCGGGGCCCAGAUCAUCAUCCCCAACCCGGCUGCCCUCUUCGGAGGCCCCGGCCUGCCUGGCCUGCCUCUGCCCCUGGCCCCCGGCCCCCUUGACCUCAGUGCCCUGGCCUGUGGCAAUGGCGGGAGUGGUGGGGGUGCAGGGGGCAUGGGCCCUGGGCUGCCCGGCCCCGUCCUGCCCCUCAAUCUGGCCAAGAACCCGCUGCUGCCCUCGCCCUUUGGGGCUGGCGGACUGGGCCUGCCUGUGGUCUCCCUCCUUGCUGGCUCCGCUGGCGGCAAGGCUGAGGGGGAGAAGGGGCGUGGGGCGGUGCCGGCCAGGGCCCUGGGCACAGAGGGCCGCAAGACCCCCCUGGAGAGGACUGAGAGCGGCCGCUCCCGGCCAAGUCCUGAUGGCCUCCCCCUGCUGCCGGGCACCGUGCUGGACCUGUCCACAGGCGUCAACUCGGCGGCCAGCAGCCCAGAGGCGCUCACUCCUGGCUGGGUGGUCAUCCCGCCGGGCUCCGUGCUGCUCAAACCGGCCGUGGUGAACUGAACCCACUCCGUGGACGCCGACCACCUGUAGCCCAGCCGGCGGCUCCCAGCCCUGCCCCCCCCCGACGAACGGAAACUCUUCUGCGAAAUGGCAAUAAUGUUCUCCGGCCCCAGGGCCCAGUUGGCUGUGUCCCCUGGGCAGACCCAGCCCCAGAUAAGCUGGGCAGCAAGGAUGGUGCUAGAAGGGCAUUGCUGGCACCCCAGGCUCCCAAGGGAGGAACUGGGUCUGCCAGCUAGGGAGAGCUGUGCUCCUGGGUGCUGAGGCCUGGCUCACCUCUGCCCCACCCCACCCCAUCCUCCACCUAGCCCUCAGUCCCCCCAUCCCCCAACUCUAGUGCCACCCUCAUCCAGUGGCCAACCAGGCAGGUCACUCUCCCUCCCUUGCCCACCUGCCAGCCCUGUCCGAGCAGUGGGGGUGGUGGGGUGGCACCUGCCCUCCUGACUAGCGCCAGGCUCCCUCCCCACCCCCUUUGAUGGUGAGCUGUGAGGACCCCCUGGGAUCGAGGUCCCACCCCAUCCUGCCUAGCCUCACUGGGCCCCUGCUCUGGGGGUUCCUGACGCCUUUCCCUCUGGUCUACCCUCCAGAGGGAGAGCAAGACAGACGCAGGCCCUGGCAAAGCCACAGGAAGAAGCCACCUUACCUUAUGACAAGGCGCCUCCCAGCUUGGAGAGGGAGGCCCGCUCUGCCAGCUGCCCCUCACUGCCUGCCAUCUGCAGCAGCCAGCACGCUGCCCGAGGGUCGGUCCCUCUGGAUUGGCUGACACUCCAGAUUGAGGGGGCUGGCUGACUACUCAUCUGCCCCUUCACCACUGGGCCUCCCUCUACUUUCAGGGAGCCCUGAGCGGGGAGAGGUGCCAGGACCUGGGGCCGGCCCAGCUCAGGGAAUAGGUGGGGCUGGGCUUGGCCUGGCCUGGGGUGGUGCCACCCUGCACAAGGGGCUGUGGAGGCCUGCAGGGUGUUGUUAGGAGGGGAGGCUGGCUGGGCACAACCCCAGGCUGGGAUACGGCUCCUGUCCUGGGAGCACCAAGUCACGGCCAGCACAGGCAAGGGAGGGCUCCAGGCCGGUGCUGGGCACGGGAGCUUCCAGAGGCCAUGGACGGAAGGACCUGGCCUUGAGGAGGGGAAGAGGGGCCGCGAAGCAGCCAAGGAUGCCCUUGGGAGGGCCCUGCCCCUCCGCCUGGGAAGGGGAAGCCAGACGAAAGAGCCUGGACUUGGUGACCUGGUUGCUUCCUUUGGCUUUUCUGAGCUGAGCUCCUGCCCUAGGUGUCCCUGCUCUGCUCCCCCGUGGAGGGGGCCAGAAUAAGCUAAGGAUGCUGGGGCUCCAUGUGCCCCAGAGCCCACACUGCUGCCCAAGCCCAGGGAGCUGGGCUCUCCCACAGGCCCUGGCGGGGCAGCACAUGUCUCAUUCCCCGCCCUGAGCCCUCACAUUCCCUCCCCGUAGGGGGCCUGGUUCCGUCUGGGAGGUGCUGGCCCAGCAGUCAGGAGCUCUGUCUGGCUCCUAGGCCUGCCCUGCCCUUGGCCACAGUGACCAAGCCCUCCGUGUCGCCGGCUGCAGAACAAGGGAGCUAUGGGACUGCAGGGGGUCCUUAGCAGCCCUGCAGUUCCCCUCCUCUGAGCAGCUCUGCUGACCCUGCCCUUUCCUGGACUGCCCUUCUGUCCCAGAGGGGUCACCCUGACCCGGCCCACUGACAGGGCCCGGCAGCACUGGCUUUGCCCCUUGAAGGGGCUGUGAGCAAAGCAGGAGGGAGCUGGUCUCCUUCCCUCGCACCCCACCCAGGACCCAGGCACCCCCACCCCCACUAAGGGCCCCAGGCCUUAAGUCCCCACUGGGGUGAGGGGUUUGAGACUCAAGCCCCGGGAGCGGAGGAACAGGGCACUGGAAAGUGACAUUAGCUCAGCAUGUGACUCGGUGAUAGACCAGGCCCGAAGGGGCCGGUGUACGUGUUGUUGUUGUCGGUUUGUUGUUGCACAUUCCAGGAUAUCAGUAUUCUAACAGGUUCUAAGUGCCUUUCUAUCGUAGCUUAUGUUUUGCCUCCUCUUGGCUCCAUUGCUGUUAGCAUAGAGUUUUAAAAAAAGAAAAGAGAUAAGCUAAUGACUAUAACAAUAUAUUCCUCCAUGUGAGAGGAAGUUUAUAAAGAAACAAUAAAAGUGAGUUACAAACACA
Balaenoptera acutorostrata (minke whale) is the source of this 4120-nucleotide messenger RNA. It is a transcript of the gene GLIS2, whose product is annotated as GLIS family zinc finger 2. The record is from RefSeq and is a predicted model, not a curated record. Gene Ontology annotation, cellular component: nucleus. The coding region runs from base 380 to 1957 and encodes 525 amino acids. The transcript is spliced from 7 exons. Gene Ontology annotation, biological process: regulation of transcription by RNA polymerase II; smoothened signaling pathway. Gene Ontology annotation, molecular function: RNA polymerase II cis-regulatory region sequence-specific DNA binding; DNA-binding transcription factor activity, RNA polymerase II-specific. NCBI's taxonomy places the organism in Eukaryota, Metazoa, Chordata, Mammalia, Artiodactyla, Balaenopteridae.